UUGACGUGGUGGUGGGGGAGGACGAUCUUGAACAACUAUUCAAUUCGUUUCUUCGCUACAGUCCUUCGUAAUUGUCUUGCUGUAGGUGCUAAGUAUAUGUACUGCAGUUAGCAAUUUAUACUGCAGAAGAGAAGCACGCUUUCGACGAAUUAAUUUGAGAUGAAGCAAUUGAUUAUUAUAUUAUCCACGUUGUUGCACAUACAUGCACAACAGGACAAGGUACAAGUUGCCAUAGAUAAGAUCUUUACUACAUCUACUGGAAAUUACUUUGAUCAAUAUGAAGAAGUAACGUCUCCAAGAAAUGACGGUUUUGGGGCCGAGCAAAAAUGUGGACAAGGUUCGGAUGAAGGGGUUCAUCGCUGCGUGCGAUACUUCAACUGCGAUGGUGAAACGCGGACCAUAAUCCCAAGUGAAGAGUACGAUGGUACAGGAUUGAUUGAUAUCAGAUUUGGUAACAACAACUGUGAUGAUUACCUUGAUGUAUGCUGCCAAAUUCCUGCCGACGGUAAAAUUCCUCCCGAGGUUACAUCUCCUCCUGAUGUUACUCCAAUGACGCCGACUCUACCUCCGGAUCAACCGAGUUUCUGCGGUAUUAGAAAUCCUAACGGAGUCGGUUUCAAAAUCACUGGAAAUAGCAACAACGAAGCUGAAUAUGGCGAGUUCCCGUGGAUGUUGGCGAUUUUGAACAAGAAUCCAGGACCCGACGGGCUUUCAUCGAUUUGCGGCGCCUCUUUGAUCGCACCUAAUGUUGUGCUCACUGGAGCGCAUUGCGUUCAAAAUGUGAGAAGUAGUGACAUAAAGGUUCGUGCCGGAGAAUGGGACACGCAAACCGAAAGUGAGAGAUAUGCCUAUCAAGAGAGAGAGAUUCAGCAAAUAGUAAUCCACGAGGGUUACAAAUCUAACAACUUAUUUAAUGACGUUGCUUUAAUCGUUCUCAACAGACCCUUCGACAAAGCAGCCCACAUUGGCACAAUUUGUUUGCCACAUCAAGGAGUUGUGGUUAAUUCUAGGAACUGUUUCGUUAGCGGAUGGGGAAAAGAUGUAUUUGGUAAAAAAGGCAGAUUUCAAGUAAUACUUAAAAAGAUUGAACUACCCACUGUGUCGAAAGGUAAAUGUGAAGAAAAUUUGCGUAAGACCAGGCUUGGUGCUAAGUUUGUACUUCAUCAAUCAUUUAUGUGUGCUGGAGGGGAAAGUGGAGUAGAUGCGUGCACAGGUGACGGAGGUGGUCCAUUGGUGUGCCCUGACCCUAGUAAUCCAAAACGGUAUGUACAAGCCGGCAUUGUCGCGUGGGGAAUUGGAUGUGGACAACGAGAUGUUCCCGGAGUGUAUGUUGAUGUCUCGCGAUUUAGAGGAUGGAUUGAUGGACAUAUGACCCGACUUAACUUGGAUACUGCCCCUUAUAAUUUAUAAUUUUUUUUAACUAUUUUUGUAUCUCGAAAUUUUGCAUUAGAAAAAAUUGUAAUGUAAA
Molecule: messenger RNA, 1468 nt
Organism: Photinus pyralis (common eastern firefly)
Lineage: Eukaryota; Metazoa; Arthropoda; Insecta; Coleoptera; Lampyridae
Product: phenoloxidase-activating factor 2-like
Exons: 6
Coding region: 160-1410 (416 amino acids)
Biological process (GO): proteolysis
Molecular function (GO): serine-type endopeptidase activity
Source: RefSeq, a predicted model, not a curated record